AUGGAGGAAACAGGAGCGGAGAUCAGAGAAUUUCUACGGUGGGAGCUCGGUGAUGGUUUUGGAACUGAGGCUAACGAUUCAGUAACAGUAACAAACUUUUCCGCUACGGUUAAAUUGCUUGUUGUGAUUGUGGUGUUAGGGGGUGUUUGGGUGACUCUAGAGAUGCAAAAGCGAAUAUCAGAAACUGAAAUAGUGAAACGAGAAGGAAGGAAAUGGAGGAAAGUGGCGAUUGUGCAGAGAAGUAGCGUUACAGUUGGUGGAGGAAAGAGUAACGGGAUUACAUACGCAACAUCAACAAGUUUUGAUAGUGAAUACAUACAGAGAUGCCGGUUUUAUGCAAAAGGAUGGAAUGAGCAUUACCUGUCAAAGUCUCUCCGCCAAGUUCUUCAAAAGGAAAUGAAUUCAAGAUCUUCUAUCUUCUCCCUUUAUGCCUCUUCUUCUCUGUCUUUCCUAUCUGUUUCGGUUAUGAGUCCUUGGAGGUGCGACACCUGCUUAGCUAAACUUCCAGUUUUACGUACAUACUGUGAACUGUUUUGA
Messenger RNA from Vicia faba (fava bean), 537 nucleotides. The record is from the annotation of a GenBank genome assembly. NCBI's taxonomy places the organism in Eukaryota, Viridiplantae, Streptophyta, Magnoliopsida, Fabales, Fabaceae.